Molecule: messenger RNA, 568 nt
Organism: Panicum virgatum (switchgrass)
Lineage: Eukaryota; Viridiplantae; Streptophyta; Magnoliopsida; Poales; Poaceae
Product: 16.9 kDa class I heat shock protein 1-like
Exons: 1
Coding region: 113-553 (146 amino acids)
Biological process (GO): response to hydrogen peroxide; protein complex oligomerization; protein folding
Source: RefSeq, a predicted model, not a curated record
CCCACCGAAGAACACACAACACCACCAAAGAGAUAACAAAGCCUUCUUCCUAUAGCACUCUUGCAAUCCACAGAGCUAGUUCAGUUCAUCCAAGCACACAGAAGCAUCAGCAAUGUCGCUCGUCAGGCGCGGCAACGUGUUCGACCCCUUCUCCAUGGACCUCUGGGACCCCUUCGACAGCAUGUUCCGCUCCAUCGUCCCAUCGUCCUCCUCCGGCUCCGACACCGCCGCCUUCGCCAAUGCCCGCAUCGACUGGAAGGAGACCCCCGAGGCGCACGUCUUCAAGGCCGACCUCCCCGGCGUCAAGAAGGAGGAGGUCAAGGUGGAGGUGGAGGACGGCAAUGUGCUGGUCAUCAGCGGCCAGCGCAGCAAGGAGAAGGAGGACAAGAACGACAAGUGGCACCGCGUCGAGCGCAGCAGCGGCCAGUUCAUGAGGCGCUUCCGCCUGCCGGAGGACGCCAAGGCGCUACUACAGUCUGUCGUUGCUCUGCUUUGGUGUGUGUACUGUUGUUCAGCCUGCCAUGGUAGUGCCUGCUCUGGUGUCAUGUGCUAGUCUGUAUUUUCUAUU